UGAGCUGUUUUAAUGAUAAUUGAUUUGAUUACUUAAGCUUUAAGGUUACUAUAUACGGGAUACAUAUACAUAUAAAAGUCAUGUUUUCACUUUGUAUAUUUGUCAGAUGAGAACAUUCUUAUAAAGGUAACUCUGACAUUAAUUUGGCAAGUUCUGAACUAAGACCUUUUAGCAUUUUAUUCUUUCCAGAGACUAAGACCAAAUUGUUCUAAAUUCCAUACCCCACUGUGCAGAUCUAUAAUUUAUUUAUUUUUUAAACAUCAGAAAAUAUGCCAUUACCCAUAGGACUUCCAAAUGUAACAAAUCUGGGUAAAAAGCAAUCAAAUGAAUAAAUUACAGCAGUAGACAGCAAACAGUUUCUCCUGUUCUCUUUCUUCAUUUUCCUUUCUCUAUAAGAAAUAGCAAAUUAAACCAUGGCUAUUCGUGGUCUUGUACUAUGAGAACACAUAUGGGCAUACAUUUUUGUCCUAUUAACAAGUUUGUUGGCUUGGUGGCAGAAAGUAAAGUACACUGUAAAGACAUCUUAAUGCCUUACUUGAGUAGGGUCAUUUGUUAAUGCACAGCCCAACCUAAAUGUCUUGUACUAAACUCUUAUGGUACCCAUUGUCUGUCUUUAAAUGGAUACUGAAGAGCAAAGGCAGGCAGCCCUGGUUAUACACAAGAGCCACUUGGAGCUUAUAAAAAAAAUGCAGGUACCUGGGUCUAUCCCCAAGGUUUCUGAUCCAGUUAGUAUAUAAACAAACAAACAAAACCCAACAACAAUGAAAAUAAAGGCAAUUCUAAUGUGCCAUGAUUGAGAACCAUAGUUAAGAGAGUCCCAACACCAGUGCAAGGAUAAUACCUACUUUGUUUCUGGAUAGUAGGACAAAGCCCACCCUUAGUUCGUUUUUCCAGGGGCAGGCAGGAGGGUGUCUGAGAAGCUGCCAGAGCUCUCUGAGAACUGACAGCAUUCUCUGAGCAGCACCUUUAUAGGGAGUAUUCUAUAAGAGAUGGAGCCUUGAGAUACUAAAAAUUUUCUGGGUUAAGGCCAAUGGAAGUAGAUAAUUGAACAACAAAUUACAUAAUGCUAACCUUGAAGUUGAGUCCGUAAACUGUGGCAAGCUUAUACACAUUUGAGCAUUUUGAGCAAAAGUUCAUUAAGAGAGGCUGACUGGCUCAGCUUCGCUUCAAUCACUCAAUCAUUGCAGGUCAUUAGAAACAAAAGAAGAAUAUGAAUGCCAUAUCCCAACCACCAUAUAACUGUAGGUCAUUAGAAACAGACAGAAGAAUUCUUAAGUUAGAAAUGGCAAAUUACAUCUCUUGGAAAUUAAUCUACUUAAGCCAGUGUAUUUUUUUCCCCACUUUUCCCCUCUCAUUUCCCCCCUCAUUGGCUUAAUUUUUGUCCUUUUAAUAAAAGUGCUUUUUUUCUUAUAUCUUUUUUUUAACGAUAAUGUCUGUCCCCUAUUACUUUUAGUCUUUUGCUAUCACACUCUAUGGCUUCUUCAUUUAAUCCUGUAUCUUCCAGUCUUCUCAUGUUUUUAUACCUCACUUUCCCCAUGUUUUUUUCCUUUUCGUUAACACCAGUAUAGAAGUCCUUCCUCUUCAUUUUCCCGUCUUUGAUUUAUGUUUGGUUGCCAACCGCGUUUUUGAUUCUCGACAUCUCAUUUUUGCUAACUGCCCUUCCUUAAUCUUCUGUUGAUGUUUUAUUCCUAUCACUUCUGUCAAUGCUCACACCCAUUUCUUUCCUUUCCAUCUAUCUCUGUAUCUCCAUAUGCAUUUUAUGAUCCUACUACUAAAUGCUUAAAGCUAUAUGUGUGUGGAAUAGAACGGUACCUUCCUCCACGCGAAUCCUAUUUCCCUCUCCUCCCAUAGCUACUUCUUGUCUAUUCAUCCUUUCCAGAUGUCGCCCUGUCCCACCCCAUCUGUCCCCUUCUUCCCCGUGUGAAGCCCAUCUUCUUUCUAACCCCAUUUGCACCCGUCUGAUUUUACAGUCAAGGGCUUCAACAAGAUAAAGGAUGCAGAGUUCUACUGGGAACCAGAUUGUGUGUGUUUCUGAAACUUUUGCGCGUUUACUGAAAUGGGAUUAGGGAUUUGGAUAUAGAAACAUUCUCGGGCAGCCUUUCAGCCCUGGCACAGCUUUGUACACCUUGGAGCGCGCUGGGGCCUAUUCUAACGGGCAAGGACAGGGAAGUGUUUCAAGACCUUUUCUGGCCUUUUCCACUCCAGGGGUCAGGAUGAAUAGGCAUCACUGACCCAAACGGUUAAACCAGGCCGGGUGGGGAAUCCUGGGGCCCUCUUCUGCGGCAGAUCUGGCGGGGUGUCCAGGACGCCGCGGGGCUCCGUGCAAGGAGGGGUUGGAGCAGUGGCCGCUGCGUCCGCAUGAGUCACCGGGCCUCCUCGGGAGGUCCGCUCACCUCUUACAGAGGAGGCCGACCCCAGGCCGGGUGCUCCCCUGGGGCGCAGGGCGCGGCCCCGGGCGCCGCCACCGCAGCGGCGCCAAGGGCCGGAGGUGCAGUCCUUCCCCAGGAGAGAAAGCGAGUCGCUGUCGGUCGCUCAGCCAGAAGGUCGAGGGAACAGCGCGGGUGUCCCUCGCCAGCCGGCCCUCUGGGAACAGGGCGGGGGCGACACCCCAGGGAGUAGGGCUGAGGACGGCAGAAAUCAAUCGUGGGUACCGGCGCGUGGUCACGCAUAGGAGAGGAGCGGGAGAGGGGCUGGUGGGGGCCCCUGGGCGGCUGGGGCCGUGGCUCUGUCUGUCGACUCGGCGGGCGCCCCGAAGUCUGGGGCCGCCACGGCUCCAGCUCUGCCGGCUCCGGCCGGAGACUCCAGGCCGCAGUUUCUCCUCCUCCCGGAGCCUUCUCUCCAGUGAGGAGCUGAGCGCGGGCGGCGCGGGGGGAGGGGUGGCGGCGGAGAGAACAGCCAGUUGUUUAAAAUCCUUCUAGAGCAGUUUCUAAUUCCCCCCUUGCGCCCGGGUUCGGAGGGGGGAGGGGGGAAGGAGAGCGGGUGGAGGGAGGAGAGCGGAGAGGGAAGGCGGGAGGGAGGGAGUCGGGGAGGGAGGGAAGGAGGGAGGAGACUGCCGCUGAGGCUUAGCCGCCACCGCGCGCUUCGGAAGGCCGGAGGGAGGGGGAGGCCUGUCAGUCUCGCGCGUUGCCUGGGCGAAGGGGGCGGAGCCUUGGCGUGGGGUGGCCAAUAGUGGGGGUGGCUGCGUGGGUCGCCAUGGGGACGGGGCUGUUCCCGGGGAGGCUGUGAUGGGUUGACAGGUGCGUGACAGUGGGAGCUGCUCUCGGCACAAGCAUGUACGGCAAAGGCAAGAGUAACAGCAGCGCCGUCCCGUCCGACAGCCAGGCCCGGGAGAAGUUAGCACUCUACGUAUAUGAAUAUCUGCUCCAUGUAGGAGCUCAGAAAUCAGCCCAAACAUUUUUAUCAGAGAUAAGAUGGGAAAAAAACAUCACAUUGGGGGAACCACCAGGAUUCUUACAUUCUUGGUGGUGUGUAUUUUGGGAUCUCUACUGUGCAGCUCCAGAGAGACGUGAAACAUGUGAACACUCAAGUGAAGCAAAAGCCUUCCAUGAUUACAGUGCUGCAGCAGCUCCCAGUCCAGUGCUAGGAAACAUUCCCCCAGGAGAUGGCAUGCCAGUAGGUCCUGUACCACCAGGGUUCUUUCAGCCUUUUAUGUCACCUCGGUACCCUGGAGGUCCAAGGCCCCCACUGAGGAUACCUAAUCAGGCACUUGGAGGUGUCCCAGGAAGUCAGCCAUUACUCCCCAGUGGAAUGGAUCCAACUCGACAACAAGGACAUCCAAAUAUGGGUGGGCCAAUGCAGAGAAUGACUCCUCCAAGAGGAAUGGUGCCCUUAGGACCACAGAACUAUGGAGGUGCAAUGAGACCCCCACUGAAUGCUUUAGGUGGCCCUGGAAUGCCUGGAAUGAACAUGGGUCCAGGUGGUGGUAGACCUUGGCCAAACCCAACAAAUGCCAAUUCAAUACCAUACUCCUCAGCAUCUCCUGGGAAUUAUGUAGGUCCUCCAGGAGGUGGAGGGCCACCAGGAACACCCAUCAUGCCUAGUCCAGCAGAUUCAACCAACUCUGGCGAUAACAUGUAUACUUUAAUGAAUGCAGUACCUCCUGGACCUAACAGACCUAAUUUUCCAAUGGGCCCUGGGUCAGAUGGUCCCAUGGGUGGAUUAGGAGGAAUGGAGUCACAUCACAUGAAUGGCUCUUUAGGCUCAGGAGAUAUGGACAGUAUUUCCAAGAAUUCUCCCAAUAAUAUGAGCCUGAGUAAUCAACCGGGCACUCCAAGGGAUGAUGGCGAAAUGGGGGGAAAUUUCUUAAAUCCUUUUCAGAGUGAGAGUUACUCCCCUAGCAUGACAAUGAGCGUGUGAUCCAUUACCAAGUCUCCUCAUGAAAACCACAGUGAGUCAGCCCUUCACAGAACUACUACGGAAGAAAAUUAUUCAUCACAGUGUACAGUUAAACAAAGGAAUCUCAGUCACACCAAACCAACCUUUUUAUUUCCUGCUCUCUCCCCUCUUUUGUGAAGAAAGCGGGUCCAAACGUGAUUCAAACAACUGUACGGAGUGGCAUAUUAGAAUUGCCCUAAACUGAACUGCAAAUAAUUAUGUGUGUAUGUAUAUGUGUGGGAAAGAGAAUGUACUGUAUAUGUGUAUGUCAUACAGACAUAUACACAUACAUGCAUUGACCCACAGGACAUUGUAAAAUAUUAUCACAUGACAUCUUAAGUAGAAAUAAGUAGGGACUUUUAUUCCAUCCUUUUUUUCACGUUUACAUUUUAAUUAUUACAAGUUGCUCCUGCCCCCUCCCUGAACUAUUUUGUGCUGUGUAUAUCACUGCUUUAUAUAAGUUAUUUUUUAAGGUGAACUCAGAUGUUAUGGUUUUGUAAAUGUCUGCAAUCAUGGAUAGGAAUAAAAUCGCUUAUUUGAGAGCUUUCAUUAAA
Molecule: messenger RNA, 4928 nt
Organism: Pongo pygmaeus (Bornean orangutan)
Lineage: Eukaryota; Metazoa; Chordata; Mammalia; Primates; Hominidae
Gene: SSBP2
Product: single stranded DNA binding protein 2
Exons: 17
Coding region: 3271-4356 (361 amino acids)
Biological process (GO): positive regulation of transcription by RNA polymerase II
Cellular component (GO): nucleus
Molecular function (GO): protein binding; single-stranded DNA binding
Source: RefSeq, a predicted model, not a curated record